This is a messenger RNA of Olea europaea var. sylvestris, 1434 nucleotides long. RefSeq names its product UPF0496 protein At4g34320-like. The annotation marks the transcript as partial. The transcript is spliced from 2 exons. NCBI's taxonomy places the organism in Eukaryota, Viridiplantae, Streptophyta, Magnoliopsida, Lamiales, Oleaceae. The record is from RefSeq and is a predicted model, not a curated record.
ACGGCCUAAACAAGUUCUAUUAAUUUCCUUCAAGCGGAAGUUUCAGUCUCUACCAGGUAAAGUAGUAAGACUACUGGUAUUUAGGACCACCAGUUCUUUCCGCGUUGAAUCCCAUCAUUCUGUAUUUAUAUAUGUAUAUUGUAGCAGAGAAGAGAAGAGGAGCAAAUAAAAAAUAAAAAAAAAUUGCUUCCGGCGUAACCCAACUGCAAUCUGAAUUAUAAAUGAAUGCGUGCAAGCUAUUUGUUCAUAAUCUAUACCCACCACCACCACAAUUUCUUGGGGUGCUUAACGGUUUCGAUUCACUUUAAGCUUCUUCGUUCCUUAUCAGCCUCAAUCUUUGUCUUUGCACCAUUACAUUUAUUCCUUUAUAUAUACACAAUCAUUUUCUUCUUUUUCUAUAAACUCGUAACUACGUAUUUAGAUUAUCCAAUAAAAUCUCUUUUUCUGUCUUGGAGUACUGUUUAUCUCGGAUCUAUUUCAAUCAAGGUUUUGAUUCUCCAGUCAUUUUCUAUCAGAUUUGGGAUCAUGGGAAGCCAUAUGAGCAAGAGGCCUGGGGAAACUUCGAGUGCAAUCAACAAUCUGCAAUUAGCAACUGAUCUGAAUUCAUAUGAAGAUGCUUGCAGGGUCGACGUAGAUUUACAGUCCUUUGAUAGAACUCUCCAAGCACGAACCAACAACGUUAUCAAUGCUCUUGCUGUCGGGGUUGAGGUUAGAGCCCUGUCGUUUGAUUCCUUGAAGGAAGUCACAGAAUGUCUGUUGGAGAUGAAUCAGGAGGUUGUUAAAGUUAUCUUGGAUUGUAAGAAAGACAUAUGGAAGAAUCAAGAAUUAUUCGAGCUAGUUGAGGAGUACUUUGAGAAUAGCCUCAAGACUCUAGACUUCUGUACUGCAUUGGAGAAGUGUUUAAAGCGUGCUCGUGAUAGUCAAUUGCUUAUUCUUGUGGCGCUUCAACAAUUUGAAGAAGAAGCCAAGGCGGAAGGGAACAUUAAGUACACUAAGACAUUGGAGGAGCUGAAGAUUUUCAAGAAUGCUGGUGACCCUUUCACAGAAGAAUUCUUCCAAAUUUUUCAAUCUGUUUACAGGCAGCAACUGCACAUGUUAGAAAAGUUGCACAUGCAAAAGGGCAAGCUUGAUAGGAAGCUUAAAUCUAUCCAUGCUUGGAGAAAGGUCUCAACCGUUAUAUUUGCAGCUACAUUCGCGGCUGUUCUAAUUUGCUCGGUGGUGGCUGCUGCUGUGGCUGCACCACCUGUGGCUGCUGCUCUCACCGCUGCAACUUCCAUUCCGUUAGGAUCAAUGGGAAAGUGGAUUGAUUCCCUUAUGAAGAACUAUGAAGAUGCAGUCAAAGCUCAGAAAGAUAUCCUUACCUCUAUGAACGUGGGCACUUUUGUAACUAUUAAGGAUUUGGACAGCAUUAGGGUUCUAAUUGAUCGUUUGGAA